UAGAGUCCGGCAAAGUGUCGAACUGAGCACAGAAGUGAAGAGGAAGUACUUUUUAAAAAUGGAAAUCUAUCAAAUCGUGGUUUAAGUUUGCACAGCCGGACGGAAGGAGAAGGUGAGCAGGCUCUUCUGGUCAGCGUGUGGUCCGAUGUAGGGAAGCUAUGCCUGCACAACCCCCUGUGAGGGAGCCAGAGGAGGAGAUGGAGGCAGAAGGAGAGUCACAGCUCCCUGAGGCCAAUGGAGAGGUGGAGGAGCCGAGGGAAAAUGAAGGAAGAGGAGGUGGAGAGGAGACCAUGGAGGAGAGCACGGAAGAGAGGGACAGUGACUUAGAAGAGAGUGAAGAGGAAGAAGAGGAGGAGGAAGAAGAGGAGAGUUCAGAGAUGGAUGAUGAAGACUGUGAGCGGAGAAGAGGAGAAUGUCUAGAUGAAAUGUUGGAUCUGGAAAAACAAUUUCAGGAGCUGAAGGAGAAGUUGUUUCGGGAGCGACUGAACCAGGUGAAAGUGAAGCUGGACGAGGUGUUGACAGGGAAGGCUGGAGAAUACAGAGAACCACUGGCUUCACUACAGAACAGCAUGCAGAUACGAACACAAGUGGCCGGAGUGUACCGAGAGCUGUGUCUGCAGGUGAUCAAACACAAGCACGAGUGUGAAGUACAAGGAGCAAGGCAGCACCUGGAGAGUGAGCGGACGCUGCUGUUUGACGCCAUGAAGACAGAGCUGCUGGAAAAGAUCAGGAGACUGGAGGAGGACAGACAGAAUAUAGAUCUCACCUCAGAGUGGAGUGAUGAGAUGAGGAGCAAGAAGUGUAAAAGAAAGAACCUGCUGGGUCGGUCGGAGAGAAAAAAGAAAGUAGCUCUGGUUUCAGGACCUUUCAUUGUGUACAUGCUGAGGGACAUCGACAUCCUUGAGGACUGGGCCGCUAUAAAGAAGGCUAAAGCAGCGCUGUCGCCGCUAAAAAAGAAAGUUGAAAUUUGUCUUUCAGAGCGAUGAUGAUAGGAGUGUCCCAGUGGCAAAGAAACCAAACUUACACACACACACAUUCCCAGCUACUUUCACUGGCAGUUACAGUUUCGUGUCCUCGACUGCAGCCCGGCAGACUGUGUUUUUUCUUUUUCUCUGCGCCUUUCCCCCCAGCAAAUACACACACCCCUUCUCCUACUGCUUUUUUGUUAUCUAUUGCUAUUUAAGUUCUUAAUGAUAUGACAACCAUGUAUUUAUAGAAUGAUUUAUAGUGGUGAUUAAAAUUUUAAUGUUUUUUUUU
Toxotes jaculatrix (banded archerfish) is the source of this 1257-nucleotide messenger RNA. RefSeq names its product BRMS1 transcriptional repressor and anoikis regulator (gene brms1). The record is from RefSeq and is a predicted model, not a curated record. NCBI's taxonomy places the organism in Eukaryota, Metazoa, Chordata, Actinopteri, Toxotidae. Bases 159 to 986 code for a protein of 275 amino acids. Gene Ontology annotation, cellular component: Sin3-type complex. Gene Ontology annotation, molecular function: histone deacetylase binding. Gene Ontology annotation, biological process: negative regulation of transcription by RNA polymerase II. The transcript has 10 exons.